Trifolium pratense (red clover) is the source of this 3033-nucleotide messenger RNA. Its product is annotated as protein tesmin/TSO1-like CXC 2. The transcript is spliced from 11 exons. Gene Ontology annotation, molecular function: DNA-binding transcription factor activity. The record is from RefSeq and is a predicted model, not a curated record. Bases 224 to 2845 code for a protein of 873 amino acids. Lineage: Eukaryota; Viridiplantae; Streptophyta; Magnoliopsida; Fabales; Fabaceae.
GCCCGCCCUAUAUGCUCGUAUAUUUCACGCGCCGCACGCACUCUCUCUCUUUCUCUCUCUCUCUCUAAAAUCGAUGAUAUAACCAAAAAAAAAAAAAAAACAAAACAAAAAUGGUGAGUGAGUUUCAUUAUUAUCACUGAAGAGAGAGAGAGAAAGAAAAAGAGGGGUUAGGGAAUCGAAUGAUACAGUGACUCAGUUGAAUUCAUUCUUGCUUGAUUGUUUCAUGGAUUCUCCAGAACCUUCUAAGAUCAACAACAACAACAACACUUCUUCUUCUUAUUCUUCUCUCUCCACUCUCAAUGCCGCCGCUGAAUCUCCUCAAGUUCAAGAAUCUCCCUUUUUGAGAUUUGUCAACACUCUAUCUCCAAUAAAGCCCGUCAAGGCUUCUCACGCGACACAUGGGUUUCUCGGACUCAAUUCUCCACCUCUUGUAUUCAAGUCGCCGCGUAUUAGUGAUCACCACCGUGAAAAACAAUACUUGGAAAGGCCUCAAGGUAGCAAUUUGUCCAGUGGGGAAAUAUCUCAAAGUGACAUCGGAGACAACAGUCUUGGUGAAGCUCGUGGUGAUUUGAAGAAAUUGACUUCUCAGCAGUCAUUGCCAGAGGGGUUUAUAACAGAUGCCCAGAAGGAAUUUGGCGUCAAGAACGAUGCGAAUAACGAAAGCUGUAGUCCUCCACAAUCUGUUGAGGAAUAUUUGGCUGAUCCCGGGGAGGAUCAAUUGUUUCCAGUCAACCCAGAAACGGAACAAUCUACUGAUGCGGUUGGGUCAUCCUUAACUGAGACAGAGAGAGUUAUAUUAAAAUUUGAUAGGAGUGAUGGUCCUAGUAACAGAGCAGAAGAACUUUUGCCUCUGUUGGAGGAAUCUAAUAUGGUUCAUCAAGAAAGGCAAGCAUAUGUUGAAAAUAAUUCAAUAGUAGAAGGGGAGAAAAAUGGUGCUGAAUUAGUUUCUCAAGAGCACGUAAACUUAGGCUCGAGUUCAGGUGCAGAUGCUUUUGAUAAACAAUAUUGCAAUGAUUCACUUCCCCAGUGUGUAGGAAAUGAUCAACGACAUCAGAGUGACUGUAAACCUCAAUUGAUGCCUGAUCCUAUCCAGGAUGUUAAAGAAUUCGAAAAUUCCAAUGAGAUGGUGUCAACAUCACAAGUAAAUUCAGAGAAUAUCCCACAAGAUGGCUCUGAGGCUAGUCUAAAGUAUCAUGGCUUCCGUAGACGCUGCCUACAAUUUGAUGAAGCUGCUUCUAUUGUUCUUGGAAGUAACAAGUUUCAUGUGAAAAUGAAUGCAACUUCAAGCAACGUGAAAAUAGUUCCUGUGGCAGGUUCAAAGCCACCAGGCAUUGGGUUGCAUUUAAAUAGCAUUGUAAAUGCAAUGCCGCCUAGUCGUGCUUCAAUUUCAGGUGUGAGAUUAUCAGAUGGUUUACAGGGGAUACAAUCCAAACCUUCUAUAAGUCUGCAUAAAGUGGAAAGUGUGACAAGAUCCUCGGUUCCGUCCAAUAUGGAUGGUCAAUCGUUUAUUGAUACUAGAAAUGAGAGCCAUGAAACUGAUGCUUCAGUAGUUGCAGAUUCUUUCAUUUCUGAGUCUCCUAUCUUGAAAGAAUCCAUCGACCUAUAUCCGGCAAAUACAAAUGAUAAGAAGAGAGUUAGCCCUACAGAAGUUGAAAAUACUGAGGAAUCAAACCAUCGUAGCACCUCCAGGAAAAAGAAGAAAACAAGUGCUGAUGAUGCCAGUGGCCCUAAGAGUUGCAACUGUAAGAAGAGUAAAUGUUUGAAACUUUAUUGUGAUUGUUUUGGUGCUGGACUCUUCUGUGGCGAGGAUUGUGCUUGUGAAAGCUGUGGUAACAGAGUAGAAUUUCAGGAGACAGUUGUUGAGACAAAGCAUCACAUUGAAUCUCGUAAUCCACAGGCAUUUGCUCCCAAGAUUGUACUGUGUGCGGCCGAUGUUCCACCAAAUAAUAUGGAAGAUGUGAAUAUGACAACACCGGCAUCGGCAAGGCACAAAAGAGGUUGCAAUUGCAAAAAGUCAAAGUGUACUAAAAAAUAUUGUGAAUGUUUUCAGGCUAACGUUGGAUGCUCGACUGGAUGCCGAUGUGAUGGAUGUAUGAAUGCUUUUGGCAAGAGAGAAGAUUUUGUGGCAAUGGAACAUGCUUUGAGCAAAGAGAGGGAGAGUAGCAUUGUUGAAGAAGGGUUCGAUGACACACUUCACAAUAAACAGAAAAUGGUGACAGUUAGGACAGGCUUGUUUCGACCAGUAAAUCACCUCUCACCUGUAACACCAUUGUUGGAAUGCUCUGACCAAGGCAAGCAGGCUGCAAAGUCCAGAGUUCCUUCUGCAAGUUGGACUAAAUCUUCCAAAAAAUCACGGAGCAGUCUUGCACAUUCGGAGUCGAAUAAUUCUCAAAAGAAUGCACCUACAGGUCCUUCACCUAAAGAUAAUGAGUGGUUAGAUCUUCCACCAUACCAACUCUCCAAUAGAUGCGGUAUUCGCCAAUUGUCCGGGGGUUCUCUUCGUUGGCGCGGUAGUUCACCAAUUACCCCAAAUGAUUCCAAAGAUGAUGAAUCAGACGACAAGCUCUUUGACAUUCUAGAAGAUGGAACACCUGAUGUAUUAAAGGAAGCUUCAACUCCCAUCAAGUCUGUGAAAGCAAAUUCUCCGAUCCAAAAGAGAGUUUCUCCUCCACAGAAUCAUAUACUUCGGAUUGGAUCAAGCUCCUCAGUUGGUGGUUUGAAAAGUGGCAGGAAAUUUAUAUUGCAAUCUGUUCCUUCUUUUCCGCCGUUGACUCCUUGUGCUGAUUCCAAAGCUAUUCGCACUGCCAAUGAGGAUUCGGGCAACAGCACAGAUAAAGUGACAUAACCCAAAAGCUAGAGAACACCCUCAAUGUGUGUAUUAUGGUUGGCAUCUUGUCUGGUAGGGGUAUGUUGACAUAUACUAUGUAAUAAAUGUUUUAGAAUUUUGCCAUUUAUAUGCUUAUGUGUGAAUCAAUGCACAGUUGCAGUUAUGACUGGAUCAUCCUUCCAAUGUGUAGUAUUUAUAUUUUUCAC